UAGCAAAUAUUAAAGAUUUCAAAACUUACCAUUUUCGUUGCUCAAAUGUAAACAAAGAAAUAAAAUGGUGAGCUGUCAGUGAAAACUCAGCGAGAACACAAAUUGUCGGUCCGAACGACCUACACAACAUACAAUGUGCAGAGAUAAAGAGAUCCCCAACUCAACUGUCACUGGAAAUGUGAGAGCCGCUCACCUACCGAACUUUGACAGUUGACUGGAUUGGGUAGGUGUUGACGUUUCGCUAUUGGAAGAAAAGAGACGACCGGAUUGAAAUCCCGCCAAAAUAAUAUUAGAAUGGAGGAAUUCGUAACGGCCAUCGUUUCUUGGCAGAAAAAAGAAUUAGUAAAAAGUGAAGUGGUGAAGAACAGGUGAAUAGUGAGUGAAGUGAGUGAAAAUUGUUUAAAUAUACAAAUUAUAACAAAUAUAAAUUAGCAAAUAUAAACCGAAAAUGCCGAAAACACCAAUGUGGAAAAAGUGCAUUGUGGGCUGCAGCGAGGGAAAUACCGUAUUUAGAUUUCCCAACGAGGGAUCGGAUCUCGAACGGUAAGUAAUUUUAAAUAGACUAUAAAUAGUGCAAAAAGUGACUGAAUAAUGUAUUAUAAAAAUCGGGUGUUUCUUUAAAAAACAGAAAAAGUGUAAUAGAAUUAUCGAUACAUUUCGAUAUUUUGAAAUUUAAUUUUUUAAAUAUUUAAAUGUAACGAAUGUACCGGUUCAUUUGAAUAGAUAUGUUUAUAUGUUUGGUAUUUUUGCACUAUAUGUAAUAUAUGUAGUUAUUUUAUAUUUUUAUAUUCUUCCUUUUUAUUUUAAAUAGACGUAAAUGUUGGCUCAACCGUUUAGGUGUUUCCAAUGAAACACGUAAACAUAUUUUUGCCUGUGAGCGGCAUUUUUCGGCAAAAAUGCGCCUUGAAAAGCGAUUGCGUUCGAGGGCCGUUCCCGAUAUCAAUUUAAAAGUUGAGCCUACAUUUGACGUCCCAAAUUCUGAUGUAAAUGAUACAAUUUAAUUGGGUUUCGAGGAUUUUGCUCCCCAAGUUGAAGAAGCUGUCUCAAAUGCACACAAUGCAUCGAGACAGCUUUUUCCAAUUAUUGAAAGUGAGAUAGAAGAUGAAAUUUUAGAGCCUCUUCCAUUUUUUGAGGAGGAUAUAUCUCUUAAUUUUGAUAAGGCCGCGCAAACAGGUAGGGGUCUGACAGCAGGUACAGAAAGGAAGAAGAAAUUGAGGGAAGAGAAUAGGGUUUUGAAAAUAAAGUUAGAAGAAAAAGAGCAGGAAAAUAGGAGUUUAAAGGCCCAGUUAGUUGAAAUGGCCGCAGAGUUAGAAAGAUGUAGGGAACAGCUAAGGAAUAGCUCAUUUAGGGAACAGUCAGACCCUCUUUCUUUAGUUUGUAGUAAAGUUCCUCCUCAGUUAGGUGCUUGCAUUAGGAGUAGUUUUAUAAAUAGUAAUCGCCGUACCCAUGGACGGCGAUAUGACAAUUUUUUUAAAACGAUAGCUUCGGGUGUUUUUUUUCUAUCGCCAGUUGCUUAUUGGCACUUAAAGCUCCAAUUAGAUUUUCCAUCCGAAAGUACUUUGGAAAACUUUGUUACAGACUGGCCCCGUUUCCCAGGUUGCACCCAAAGUAGCAUAAAAUCGUUAGAGAUUAGGAGUAGGGGAUUCACUUUCGAACAAAAGUUCGUGUCGGUUUCAUGUGAUGAAAUGUCACUGAAAUGUCAUUUGCAGUAUGAUAGGAAAUUCGAUAGGGUGAUAGGUAUUGAGGAUUAUGGCGAUGAAAAUCGCACUUCUAGAUUAGCAACUACUGCAAUGACUAUAAUGGUGCAAGGUAUAGGUGGAGAGCCUUGGUCCCACCCAUUCGCUUACUUUUUCGUAAAAGGUUCCUGCAAAGGGGAUGUCCUCAAGAAAUACAUUUUUGAAGCCAUUACCCAACUGCAAAAUAUAGGACUAAUUCCUUGCCAUUUUGUUUGCGACCAGGGCACCAAUUUUCAGAAUUUCGCUAGUUUGUUAGGUGUUUCAGCGUCACGGCCUUUUUUUAAUGUUAAUGGCAAGGAAGUGUAUUUUUUUUACGAUAGCCCCCAUUUGAUAAAAAGUAGUCGUAACUGUUUACAAAAUUUAAAAAAUACGGUUUUCUUUCAAAAUAGUCGGGUAAGUUGGUCGGAUAUUGUUCAUUUUUAUGAAACCGACUCUAAGUCGAGUUAUCGGUGUGCGCAUAAAUUAACCGAUGCUCAUAUUUAUCCAAGGUUAAAUUCGCGUCUCAAGUAUUGAGUAAUACGGUCGCUUCUGGUAUGUUGUCCCUAUAUAGCUCGGGAGCCUUAAGCUCGAAUCUACUAUUCGAGCUUUAUUAAUACCGCGGAAUUCGUUUCGUUUUUUAAUAAAUUAUUCGAUAUUUUAAAUAGCAGUUUCGAUGAGGCUGUUGUACCCACUAAAAAAGUGUUUGUAGGUUCCCCUGAACAGUUAGAGUUUUUAAAUGAGGCAGAACAAGUUUUAAAAACAAUUCGGGUCGUAGACGAUUUAGGAAGCAACACAACUAAUAAUUUUAAUUUUAUAAAGGGGUGGGUGUUAAACAUUAACAGUUUAAGACGAUUGUGGCGAUUUUUGUCACACUCAGGUUUUCCGUACUUGAAGACGAGACGACUAUGUCAGGACAGUUUAGAACAUUUUUUUGGGCAGAUUCGAAGCAGAGGAGGUACUAGAGUAACGCCCUAUAUGUUCUCUAGUUUGGUUAGGAAAUCAUGGGGCUUACGUUACGUAAACGUCGUAACAAAAGGAAACUGUGAGCUGCCUUUAGAAUCUGAUGCUACAGUAAUUUCGGAACAUAGUAAUAAUGUUCUACUUAAUGUGUGUAAUGAUUCACUAUUGAAUGACCUUUCUUGGCAGGAUUUUCAAGGUUUACCACGGCCUGAGCACUCUCUCGUUAGAUCAAUCGCAUUAGAUAGUAGUUUAGAAAUUAAUUUUUUGAAAGAAAAUGCGUUUAGCUACUUUUGCGGCUAUUUUUAUUUAAAAAUUUUCAAACUGCACACAUGUUCCCUGCCUUUACCAUAUUUAGGAGAUGAAAUUCCUUCGGACGAAUUCAUCUUCAUGCAUCAAAAUCAAAUAGACAAAAGCAACUUAGUCAAGCCGCCUGAGGAUUUUAUUGCAUUUGUAAAAAUUUUGGAAACAAAAUUUUUAGAAGAAUUCGACAGUAAUUGUCAUAAAAUAGGAUUAAAAGAUAUUCUUUUUAAUAAAAUGAAAGAUG
Molecule: messenger RNA, 3219 nt
Organism: Bactrocera dorsalis (oriental fruit fly)
Lineage: Eukaryota; Metazoa; Arthropoda; Insecta; Diptera; Tephritidae
Exons: 2
Coding region: 1296-2249 (317 amino acids)
Source: RefSeq, a predicted model, not a curated record